Molecule: messenger RNA, 819 nt
Organism: Cynara cardunculus var. scolymus (artichoke)
Lineage: Eukaryota; Viridiplantae; Streptophyta; Magnoliopsida; Asterales; Asteraceae
Exons: 1
Coding region: 1-819 (272 amino acids)
Source: RefSeq, a predicted model, not a curated record
AUGCUCGCCAAAUGGUGGUGGAGAGAGCGUACGCAAGUACAGGCAACUUGGAACGCGGUUGUGAGUCUCUGUAAUUCGUCGCAAUUCGUAUCUAGUAAUAGCAGAGGCAGAAGAACUGUUUGGAGCAAUAUAAAAAGCAUCGAAACGGACCUGGGUGAUAUCGGGAUCAACAUUAAUAGUCUUAUGAUCAACACGCUGGAUAGGAGUGGAUGGUCUUGGUUGCUGGAGGCAAACAAUAUAUUCUCUGUUAGAUCUCUUAGGAGAUUGAUUGACUGUGUUAUGYUUCCUUCUAUGGAACAGGAAACUGAAUGGCUUAAGUGGAUACCCAACAAAGCUAAUAUUCACUUAUGGAGAACGCUCAACAAUCAGUUAGCGACCAGGGAUAAUCUUGUGAAACGGGGAGUGACUUGCAGCUCUGAUGAGUGCCCGAUAUGCUUGGUAACGAUGGAGAACCUGGAUCAUGUAUUUGCGACUUGUUCUACGGCAAAAGUCAUUAACGCGCAUAUGGCUUCCUGGGUGAACUGGUGGCCGGCGACUGAGAAUUCGGUUCGGGACAUGUGGUCGGUGGUCUGCGAGUAUGGAGAUAGUUGUAGAAGAGAGGUGGGCAAGGUGAUUAUGGCAGCUUAUUUUUGGACUGUUUGGACUCAAAGGAAUCACAAGACGUUUAGGGGCAAAAACAAGUCUGACAAGGAAGCUUGUAGUGAUAUUCAGAUCACUGUGUAUGAGUGGAUUAGAUGUAGAGCGAGGAUUAGCAAGUCUUUUAGUUGGGAGUGUUGGACUUGUAACCCGAUUGACGCCAUGAACUCUCUUUGUAACUAG